GAAAAUCCACCCAAUACCCGUCAUCCUCUCACACACGCCAUAGCGUAGAGUAGAGAAAGAGAGAGAGAGGAGUUCUGGUCUUCCCUCUGCUUCCAUAUCCACCAAGUCUCAACCACUCAAGUCAGAGGGGAGGAAAUCACAAGAGGCCGUGCGCGCUGCCUCUCCUUCUCGGUCUUCGCGUGGUUUUGUGGGGAUUUGACGAGACGGAUGUGCCGACAAAAGCGCCUGCCCUGAAGUUGGAUACCGUGGACUGAGCGAAAGGUUUACUCCUACCUAGUAUCUUAAAGAGGAGCGCGGAAACGAGAACGCGAGCCCCGUGUUUUACUGCGCUCGGAGCACCAUGAAGCUCCUGUGCUGGAUGGCGCUCGCGCUGCUGCUGGCGCAGACUGCACUGGCACAGCGUCGCAAACCUCGUCCAAGUGAUGAUGAGAGUUCUGGAGAUGGACUUUUAGACGAUGAGGACUACUACUCUGGAUCCGGUUCUGGCUUUCCAGAUAUGGAUGUUAGACCUACUGCAGCAGGUGUGACUGUCAUUACAGAAGAGACCCUUCCACUUUCUACCACACACUCCACUGGCCCCGCCCCCUCUGCCUCCCCCGCCGCAGAGCCAAGUAGCCCACCUCCACCUGAGGUAGAACGUGAAAGUGGCUUGGGACAAGAUGUUAACGGAGAAAGCACAUCGGAGACGGAGAGGCAGGAGUUUGAGGAAGAGAAAAUGACACGGUCGAAGGAACAGGAAAGAGAACGGGAAUCUGAGGUCAGAAUAAGUUUGAAUAAAGAGCAGGAUGUAGAACAGGAACAAGAGAGGUCGAAAGCUACGGUUGCCCCCCGGCUGACUGAUGUUCCUGUAUUCUUCGUGGAUACAUCCGCCCCUCUGGGUGAGACUACAGUGGCCACUAGUGAACCGGAGGACAUCGUCACCACAGAAGAAGAGGACGAUAUAUACAUUACUACAGAGCCCAUCAUGUUUGAGCCAUCCAGCACACCGGGUACAACAGCAGAUGACAUCACAACCACUGAGGUCAUCCCCACCACCGCUGAGUCCACCACUGCUAAGCCAACCAGACCACGUCCUGCCCCGACCACUCCGAGCACUGCCCCGGUGCGCCCCCGGAAACCACACACUACCCCGAGCAGAGCCGCCCCCACUGAGAGCAGCACUCGUUCAGUGAUGACCACAACACAGACACAAACACCAGAUGAAACUGUAAAUAAUGAAGUUGCAGGACCAGGUCCAACUGAUGAUUUUGAAAUCCGCGAGAAUGAAGGUCGCCAAGGCAAUGAGGUCGGGACAGGCAGAGGGGCGACUGGCGUGGCAGGAGAACCAGAUCUGACUGGUAACACAGUAGAUGCUGCUGGAAGCUCAGCCGCUCAACUUCCACAGAAGAACAUCCUCGAGAGGAAGGAAGUUUUGAUAGCUGUGAUUGUCGGAGGUGUAGUCGGAGCACUCUUUGCAGCAUUCCUCGUAAUGUUACUCGUCUACCGGAUGAAAAAGAAAGAUGAAGGCAGCUACACAUUGGAGGAGCCUAAACAAGCCACCGUCACCUACCAGAAACCAGACAAGCAGGAAGAAUUCUACGCCUAACAUCCAUACGUACAACCUGCUUUAUCUCUCCAACCUUGUCCCGUCUCUAUCUGACCCCCUCCCCCCUUCCCUUUCUUUUGAUAUCACCCCUUUUCCUUAGAUCCCUUUCUUCCCUCGUUUCCCCAUGAGAGUGCCUCUCAUUCCACGGACUUUGAACUUUCUUUUCCAAAAAAAAAAAGAAAA
Carassius carassius (crucian carp) is the source of this 1768-nucleotide messenger RNA. Its product is annotated as syndecan-3-like. The transcript has 5 exons. Gene Ontology annotation, cellular component: cell surface; membrane. Gene Ontology annotation, biological process: cell migration. Bases 341 to 1585 code for a protein of 414 amino acids. The record is from RefSeq and is a predicted model, not a curated record. NCBI's taxonomy places the organism in Eukaryota, Metazoa, Chordata, Actinopteri, Cypriniformes, Cyprinidae.